Molecule: messenger RNA, 924 nt
Organism: Linum trigynum
Lineage: Eukaryota; Viridiplantae; Streptophyta; Magnoliopsida; Malpighiales; Linaceae
Source: the annotation of a GenBank genome assembly
AUGAGAGGCACUCUGGCCUCUCUCCUCUGCUUUGGCUCUCUGCUCGGGAAAUGGCUGACCUGGGCUGUAGCGGCGGUCUUUGCCACAAGCUGGAGGAACCAGUCGGCAAAAGGUUGGUAUUUUCAGCAGGAUCAGAGGAGUUUUAAGGCCCUACUCAGGACUGGGAAGGCUGGCCUCCCUAGAGCUGUAAAGCUACCUUCGUCGAAAGAGAUUGAGCGAGAGGUGGAAUGGCGAACAGAUCAGCGCCAUCACCAAAACAAACGCUUGCGUCCGUCUGUUGAAGUUGGAAACCUUGAGGAACAACCUCUUAAGCGGCUGCGACAUAUACCCAAGAACCAAUGGAGGUUCUGGCUCCCCCACUCGUCGGAGAUGGAAGGGGACGAACCAUUUCGAGCCCCGUUCGCGGGAGGUAACUCGUCAGAAAUAACAAAUAGCUGUGAACAACUGGUACCGGAUGCAGGCCUUAAUCGGCUACUGGCAGUCGGGGAGGGGAUUUUCCCCAUGGAAUCAAACUGGGAAGGUUAUCAAUUUGGUCAAUCUGAUCAUAAUCCCUCGGGAGGAGAUAUGCCCUGUGUGCGACUGGAGGAGGAAGGGGAGGUUGUCCAAAAAGAGCCAUCGAAACCCAGCUCCGCCGCAGAGAAGAGAAGCGAUGUGGUGGUGGCCGCCGAGCAAUGGUGCCAGCUGGUGUGGCGGCGUAAUGAUAGGGCGGUUAGGAUAGAAUCGAAUCCACAGCCCCCUCUUCUGUUGAGCGGGAUCCUCGGGAAGAAUAUCCGGGCAAAAAUUCAAAGAAAUCCCACGCGGCAAAGGUCUCCGAGUUCCAGUGGAAUUCGAAUUCAAAACAGCCCCUGGGAAGCCCGUCUUCGCCCGGGAAACUCAGGAUUUUCAGCCUAUAAAACCCAUUGGUUGAGUUCUACUCGGCCAUAA